AUGUGCUUCUACAACCAAAAGAAGUUUGCUUGCGGCGACUGGUCCUGGGGUAGCUUCGCCGCCAAGUGCAACCAUGAAUACCGAAUGGGCGAAACUUGCGGGAUGAAACUCGUUAACCAUACCGAGUUUAUUCAAGUCCAAUGCAAGCUUUGCGAGAAAAUUGCGACAAAGCAUCGCAGACGAGACAAUGAGCUCGCACGGAUACGACGCUGGCAUGACGAGGGCGGCCUCAUGAAGGCCUCCAUUGAAAAGUCACAGUCCCUCGUGAAAGAUUUGGAACAGGAGAUCAAGCAGCUUGAAUACGAACGACACACGAAACAGAGAACCUUGGGCAAGGGAGGAAAAUAA
Messenger RNA from Coccidioides immitis RS, 348 nucleotides. RefSeq lists its product as uncharacterized. Bases 1 to 348 code for a protein of 115 amino acids. The transcript has a single exon. The record is from RefSeq and is a predicted model, not a curated record. NCBI's taxonomy places the organism in Eukaryota, Fungi, Ascomycota, Eurotiomycetes, Onygenales, Onygenaceae.